This is a messenger RNA of Aedes albopictus (Asian tiger mosquito), 925 nucleotides long. RefSeq lists its product as uncharacterized. NCBI's taxonomy places the organism in Eukaryota, Metazoa, Arthropoda, Insecta, Diptera, Culicidae. Bases 108 to 725 code for a protein of 205 amino acids. The record is from RefSeq and is a predicted model, not a curated record. The transcript has 3 exons.
GUUUACUGAUUGUACGCAUAGUGAAAAGUUGUAAAUAUUUAAAACAAUCGCAAAUUUUAAGAGGAACAAUUUGCAGUAAAAUAGCUUAAAAUAGUAAAAUAACGGAUAUGAAUUUAAAUUUUAUGCUCACGGAGAUUUCACUCCAGUUGUUGGGAAACAAGUUCUACGACACCAACGGCCGGGAAACCGACAAUAUGAAGGAUUUGUUUUCGACCCAAAAUCGAACAAUUGCGAACACCAAUGGUCAACAGCGACGCGGACCGAAAGCGAAAGGGAACCUGCUGCAGAUGUUGGGCGUUCCUGGGUUGGAUAAUGCGAUCAAAAACAGCAACGAUUAUAUCGAACGGCAGUAUCAAGGCUUUAUCGAUAAUCAGCAGGCCCGGUUGGAGUCUUUACCCGAGUCGGAGGAAUUUGCCCCGCUCAAUCCGGCACACGUUCAGGCCGAUUUGUGUGAGGUGCGGAUCAAAACGCGGCAGGAAUUUGUUAGGAUGCUCACCCAUUCGAAGAAGAUGAAGGACUUGUACCUGGAUACGUUAGCAGUAGAUGCCGAUCGAGACUGGGAAUCCUCGAAGUACAAUGAAGAGGAAAGGACCCUACUUAUCGGCGAAUAUAACAGACUGCUGUACUUCCUGAAGCACAUUUUGGCCAACGUGGAGAAUCGAGCGGAGUACGAACAAAUCAUUGAAGUCAUCAAAGGCGCAAAGGAAACUCUACAUCUUCUCUAGAAACUGGUAGAACUAAUACAGGAUUUUCUAGACCACACUAGACUGGAAUUACAAGAUUUGUUAAGGUAUAUAACUAUAACGGCUUGUGCUUCGUCGCUUAGGAAUAAGAUUAGUGAAUAUUAUUUUUAAUUAUUUGAACAUACAAUUUGGGUAAUAUUUACUCUGGUGUAUGAUUGAGAACACGAUAUAAAUUUAACGCA